AUGAUGAUUUUCGUCGUCUGGACAGCUCUUCCUCUGUUCUCCAGUGGUGGAAAUGCCUCGUCAGUAUGCGUGCCGGCUUCGCUCCUACGUGUAUCUCCAGAACUUAUAAAAAACUUUACUUAUUCCUAUGUCAUUCAACUCUCAAAGACUGUUGUUGAAACACAAGCAAACUUUGUAAGUGAAAUUAAUAGUUUAAAAUAACCCUCACUCGGCUACUCAGCAGCAAAUGCCCAGAUCGAUAGUCCCCUUGAUCUUAUUUGCUGAAUCAGUAAUGCCUUAUUCCAACCGACUUUUUGUUCUUCUCUCCCACUCUGUUAUUAAGUCAAAGGCUUUGUUAAGCUGUUGUUAAAGAGUGAAUCAUCUUAUAUUUGGCGUGUUGGGGAAUAAAAGUAUCAGAGAACCUAAACUGAAGAAAGUACACGGAAGUUUAUGCUCAACAGUCAACUGCGAAACUGCUUAACCGCCUUACCCUUGAAAAUGAUGAGUAGCUUCUCCACCCUUGCCGUUUUAAAAUUUGGAAACAAAAAUGUCAGAGUUAUGUUGCUUUAUUUCGCCCUUUUUUUAUAAAAUAAGAAAGAUUCGAAGUGCUAUCACUCGUUUCAAAUUAAAAACCGCUUACUGCUGAAAUAUUUAUCGGUAGCACUAGCUGAAACCACCUUAAGAGAUCAUGGCAGCGACCCUUAAGAAUUUUAGCGUUUAUUUAUAAUCUUGUUAAUUUUUAUGAUUUUUAGGAUUCAAUAUCCUCGUCUUAAACGUUCAAUGUGAUUCAAUUUAUCUCUGUCUAAUAAUACUUUGUCCCGUUUUGUUUUCAGGCCCAGGUUCGUCUUGGUGACAGAGAUUACGACGAAUAUCUGCGCCGAAUUCCACUACUACCUCGACCAAUACACCAACCAGAAAAGAUACCGGUAAGUACCGGUAAUCUUUUACAUAAGUUAGAAAUGUUGAAGGUCGCUUGUGCUUAAAAAUAGGAUUAUGUCUUCGGCAACAAUUGUAGAUAACAAGGCCGAAAAUUACAAACUUGAAAAACUUUGACAUGAAACCAGUUAAAUUUUUUAUCAAAAGUUAAGAUAUUGCUUCAGCUUUUGGUUUAAGAUCAAUAAUCGCUAAUCCUUAGACCGUUAAUUUUAAUUCCAACGAGCAGAGGUUUGGCUGCUCUAGUGGAAGCUUUCUAACUUGACAUUAAUCAGGAUCAUAUAUUUUGGUUGGCAAACACACAUCAUGCUCUAUCAGCGAUAGCAGCUCUUGUGAUCUUUUCUCCCUAAGUUAAUUAAGCUCACACAAGUUUUGUCCUUGCAUCAAUCCUUUGUAUAUUCAGACAGUGCACCAGUUACUCCUUGUUGUAAUUGUAACAGGAUCAUUUUUUAAAGGGUUAAAGAAUUCAUCCGAAAGGGAUACAGAACGACAUUAAACCUAAAAAUAGGAUAGAUGCAAGACAGUCCACGACUUUCAUUUUGAGUAUGCAAAUUUUCGACUAAGGGCUUUUAUGAUCCAUUCAACCAUAAAAAGUAAAUACCACCAAAAGAACAGAUUUCUUGGAAUCGAAGAUGGAAAGUGUGUUUCCGGUAUUAAAUACACAGCGAAUGAAGUUAUGAAACAUCUGAUUUUAUUUAUUUGUCUUUUUAUUUAAUACAUGUUUUUCUUUUAGGAAGAAACGCUCCUUCAGAUGGAAAUAAAAGAUCUCCUCACCUUUAAAGAAUUUAUCAAGGAGAUGAAAACUCACGAGAAGAAGGACAGUUUAUUUUUGGCCAAGUUCGAAACCAUUGAUGGAAAAAUCAACAGGUUAAUUGGCAGCCUUCGGGAUCUGGUACGUGAAUCAGAAUAGUAAAUUACUAGUUAAUACUACUUAAGGCCAGCAAAAGCGGUUGCAAUCAGUGGUUUCAUUCAUUUAGUCGAUUUAUCAAGAUGUCAGUUAUUGUAUGAGUUUAACGUAACCCUUACUAGUAUGUGAUUGCUGCCUUGUUCUCGUCCUAUCUGUCAUUAUUGUAAACGCAUUUGUACAUGUCUUUAUGAACACAGAGGCUGUUUAUUUUUCCUCAAAUCUUUUAAGGGAGUUGCUGGACAUUCAGAUAUGUUUUCUUUCCUGCCCUAUAUAAUACUAUAAUACUAUUAUGAAAACCGAAGACUACGUCAUACUGAUAAUAAAGUUUUUACCAUACUUUCCUUAUCUCUCAUACAAACUGUUCUUUUUUCUUUCUUUGCAUAGGAAAACUGUCGUGGUUAUCAAGUCACGUAUCAAGGUGCCUCUGUCCAGCCCACCCUCAAACCUACCGCCACACAGAAAGAACAGGACAAAUGGGAACUGGGGGUGAUGAGAGAAUUGUGGCAUUGGUUGAUACCAGUACAAGGAGAACUUUACAAGCAGUUGAACCACAAAUACUAG
Molecule: messenger RNA, 2380 nt
Organism: Porites evermanni
Lineage: Eukaryota; Metazoa; Cnidaria; Anthozoa; Scleractinia; Poritidae
Source: the annotation of a GenBank genome assembly